AUGUCCAACCAACACACCCAAAAGACUUACACCCUCAACACUGGCGCCAAGAUCCCCGCCAUUGGUCUGGGAACAUGGCAAUCCAAGCCCAAUGAGGUCCGCGAGGCUGUGAAGAAUGCUCUUCUUGCCGGUUACCGUCACAUUGACACUGCCCUGGCUUAUGGCAACGAGGCCGAAGUCGGUGCCGGUAUCAAGGACUCCGGUGUGCCCCGCGACCAGAUCUGGCUCACCACCAAGUUGGAUAACACUUGGCACCACCGUGUGACCGAUGGCAUCAACUCCUCUCUCAAGGAUCUCGACACUGACUACGUCGAUCUCUACUUGAUGCACUGGCCCAGUUCAACUGAUCCCGAGGACAAGUCUAAGCACCUGCCCGACUGGGACUUCAUCAAGACCUGGCAAGAAAUGCAGAAGCUGCCCGCCACCGGCAAGGUUCGCAACAUCGGUGUCUCCAACUUCGGCAUCAAGAACCUCGAGAAACUUCUGAACGACCCCAGCUGCAAGAUUGUCCCUGCCGUCAACCAGAUCGAGUUGCACCCCAACAACCCCUCUCCCAAGCUGGUUGCCUACAACACCUCCAAGGGCAUCCACUCCACCGGUUACUCUUGCCUCGGCUCCACCAACUCCCCUCUCUACAAGGAUCCUACCCUUCUGAAGCUCGCCGAGAAGAAGGGCAAGACCCCUCAACAGGUCCUCCUCGUCUGGGGUAUCCAGAAGGGCUGGAGUGUCAUUCCCAAGUCAGUCAGCAAGGCCCGCAUCGAGGGCAACUUCGAUAUCAACGGCUGGGAGUUGACUGCCGAUGAGGUGAACCAGCUCGACAACCUGAAGGAUCGCUUCAAGGUCUGCGGUGAUAGCUGGCUCCCUAUCAAGGUCUUCUUCGGCGAUGAUGAGUAA
Molecule: messenger RNA, 894 nt
Organism: Penicillium bovifimosum
Lineage: Eukaryota; Fungi; Ascomycota; Eurotiomycetes; Eurotiales; Aspergillaceae
Gene: gcy1
Product: putative glycerol dehydrogenase Gcy1
Exons: 3
Coding region: 1-894 (297 amino acids)
Cellular component (GO): cytosol
Molecular function (GO): aldose reductase (NADPH) activity
Source: RefSeq, a predicted model, not a curated record